AUGGCAGUCAUCUAAAACUCAUGACAUAAUCUGACGGAAGAUCAACCAAAAAUUGUCUUCAAGUCAAGUGUUGCCUACAUUCUAUUGGUCAUCGUAGUUAAUGUGCUUCAUCACGAAAUUCUCUUUGGCACUUCAUGAACGAGAUUCAGAUUAGUACGAGACAUUAUAUGUUGCUUUCAAUUGAUUUCCGGCGCACUCCCACUAUUCCACAUCGUUCCAAGAUGUAUGACCGUGGCUAUAAAGGUUAUGAGUCCGUCUCUACUUGAUGGCCUCUCUCUUCCUAUCUACUCGACAUCUAUUCACAAUAGCACGCAACUACUUUUACUAAAAUUAUAAUUAUGAUCCCUCACAUUUCAAACAUUAGUACUGUUCUUGCACUUAGUAUCUCUUUGGCAACAGCUUCUGUUCUGCCAAAGGAUAGUCAGGUUAGCAAUUCGACCAAACAAUGGACGUUCGAUGAAAUUCCAGCUUCAGCCGAUCUCAUCUGGUAUCCAUGUUUUUUGGACUAUUCCUGUGCCAUGUUGAAUGUUCCUCUUGAUUAUUCUAAACCAAGCGGAACACGUGCCUCCGUUCCGUUGAUCAUGAUAGCUGCCCAGAAUAAUUCAACUGAUGGUCCAUACCAAGGAAUGCUUCUCACUAAUCCAGGUGGUCCUGGUAAUGCAGGUGUUGAUUUUCUUCUCGAAGAUGGAUACUCAAUUCUACUUCCGGUCAUAGGAACCAAUUAUGACGUUGUAGCUUUUGAUCCCAGAGGAAUGGGUCGUAGUAUUCCACUCGCGGAUUGUUCGUCUUCCAGUUCAUCCAAACUCCGUCGACGGAAUUUUGGGCUUUCGGGACCGGAAUUGGAUACAUCCUAUUGGACUGAGGAGUUUCAAACUGCUCUGCAGUUUGGAGCUGAAUGUAAUGCAACAUUGGGAGGGCCAGAUGAGGCUGGACAGCAUAUGUCUACAGCGGUUCUUGCUGCAGACAUGCUCAGUAUUGUUGAUGCUUUUGCUAAGACAAAACGUGGUCAAGAUGUCAGCUCAUCAUCUCUGCUCAACUAUUGGGGGUUUAGUUAUGGGUCUUUCAUUGGUGAAACAUUUGCGUCAAUGUACCCAGGACGAGUUGGUCGGCUUGCAGUUGAUGGUGUUGUCGAUCCCGAGGAUUACAUUUCUGGAACAGAAUUGAAGGAUAUUUACUUAGAGGAUGCCGUGAUUGACUCCUUUUUCACAUAUUGUCAUUUGGCAGGUCCUUCACUCUGUGAUUUCUACACAGGUAACAGCUCUAAAGAUAUUCAUACUCGCUUUGAAAAUAUUUUCCUCCCACUCAACGCAUCAUACGCUUUCGCCCAGAACUGGACAAAUGCCACCACCAUUCAAGAAUCUCUCGAAUCCAUCAAAUCUACAGUCAGGUUGACGGCCUAUACACCUAUUAACUCCUUUCCUAUCCUCGCUACCCAACUCGUUGCGUACGAAGCCGCUCUCUCAAAUUUGACCUUCUCCGCGAUCGAAGCUGCAAGUAGUAUUGGUGCCACAACAACCAACGUAUUAGGUACUGUUCCCCAACUAACCGAAUGGUUUAUCGGUGCAUUCUGUGGUGAAAUUCCUUCGGUUUAUGGAAAGACAUACGAAGAACUCAAACCACAUAUCGACACGAUUGAAGAGGAAAGCUUCUUGACUGGAGAGAUAUGGGCUACAACUCUAGUACUAUGCUCAGGGUGGCCUAUCACUGCAACUUGGAGAUUCACUGGUCCCUUUGGUGGUGAUACAAAGAAUCCUAUUUUGUUCAUCAGUAACACCCUCGAUCCAGCCACCCCUAUUGGGAAUAGUCAAAAAUUGGCGCCGAGAUUCAAAGAUGCUCAGAUACUCACAAUAGAAGCUAUUGGUCACACUUCGAUGGCAGCCAACAAUUCUUGUGCAAAUGAGAAGAUAUAUCACUACUUUCAAACUGGUAAUCUUCCGGGUCAUGAUUCAAGAUGCGUUGUAGAAGUUGGGCCUUUUGGGGUUACUCCUGAGAGUUCGGUUGUUGCUGAAAAAGACUAUUAUUAGAAUAAUGGUUGUAAGAGUACUAUUUGGAUUCUCAUGGUUUCGAUAGUUGAUCUUAGUCUUCAUUCGGAAUUCUUAGAAUUGGGGAAAAGGAUGAAAAGCAAGCAUCUCCUUGUAUUUUUCUAAUCUCUGUAAUCAUUCCA
Botrytis cinerea B05.10 is the source of this 2164-nucleotide messenger RNA. RefSeq lists its product as hypothetical. Lineage: Eukaryota; Fungi; Ascomycota; Leotiomycetes; Helotiales; Sclerotiniaceae. The record is from RefSeq and is a predicted model, not a curated record. Bases 339 to 2024 code for a protein of 561 amino acids. The transcript is spliced from 8 exons.